GACCUCAUGAUCGGAGAAUUGCAUUCUUUUAACAGGUCUGCAUUCACCCUCAAACCAUCAUGUCUGGAAUUCGGGCCAAGAGAUUGAUUGACUUGCCCAGGGAUUUCUUGCUUCUCAGCCACUCAUUUUCCACAUAGCCGAGUUGGCCACUCAGUGCCCACGUCACUUCAUGCCCAAAAUCUUGCAAACCAGCCCAGCGGCUGAUCGUGUCCCCCACUGAUAAAUUGACUUGUGAAUCCUCAUCGCAGGUCCUGCCUCUUUCGCUUCUCUUUUGCUGCACAAAUACAACCUCCACCCUUCCUGUCUUCCACAUAUCCAGACCUUCAAGUCCUGCUUAUUUCUAUACCUUGAUCCAAUUAGUAGUAAUUGAGCCGUCAACAUGAUAUUCGGAUUCGUCGGUAUCAUCCACCUCGUGGCGGUGGUGUUCUCCAUCGUUGAGCUGGGUCUGACAGCCUACGUCGUCAGUGUCUUCGAUGGCCCCUGGGCCAGCUCCCCGAGUAGGGUCAACUUCAUGCUCUUCAACUCGAUCUGGUCGCUGCUCGUCCUCGCCUACGUGGGCCUCACACCGCUCUACUACACCCGUGUCUUCCACCGCCUGGCUUCACUCGUGCUCGAGGCUAUCACCAUGAUCUUCUGGUUCGCCGGCUCUAUCGCCCUGGCCGUCGGCUUCGGCGGGCCAUACAGCUGCGACGGCAACUCCGUCUGCGGCUCCAUCACCGCCGCCAUCACCUUCGGCUUCUUCCUCUGGGCCCUGUUCACCGCCCUCACCGUCCUCGACACUAUCGAGUCGAUGCGCUCGCGCCGUGGAACUACCCACAGUCACACCAAGCCCUAUGUCGGAGCCUAGAUGCUGCGCGACACUAAGAUAAAAGGGGGACGAGAGGUGGAGGGUGGAAGGGCAAGCCGGUAGAAGUUUUGUGGUUUUCAGAAAUAUAUAUGCAUGUCAGCAAAUGGGAUACCCACGUCGUUUCCUAAAUACAGGUAAACUCAAGCCCCUCGAUGUUAGUCUAUCAGGACCAUAUGUUUGGGUAUAUAGCCGGAGUCAUUGGCGUGCUAUCUCGCUUUCCCCGAGAUAUGAUAUCAAAACAUAAUACUCUAAUGACACGUUCUUAUCGAGCCGUUGACAAUU
Molecule: messenger RNA, 1129 nt
Organism: Phialemonium atrogriseum
Lineage: Eukaryota; Fungi; Ascomycota; Sordariomycetes; Cephalothecales; Cephalothecaceae
Product: marvel domain-containing protein
Exons: 2
Coding region: 380-847 (155 amino acids)
Cellular component (GO): membrane
Source: RefSeq, a predicted model, not a curated record